GACGCGGCCAUGGCUGAGGGCAGCGAGCUGACGAACAGGCUCAUGAGUGAGAACGCGGACCUCAAGAAGCAGGUGCGCCUCGUGAAGCAGAACCAGAUGCUGAAGCGGCUGCUCAGUGAGAGCUGCCAGGAGAGCUGUGGGCGCGGCGGCCGCGACCUGCUCAUCGCCAAGGCGCCUGCCUGCCCCGAGGCCUGCUCCCCCGGCAGUGCAGACUGUGGAAGGUUCAGCAGUGGCCCUGAUGUGCCGUCCUCCCUGGAGGACCUGCUGUGCUCACACGCCCCCCUCUGCAGCGAGGACGAUGCCCCCCCGGGCUGUGCGACCUCCUCCCAGGUGCCCUUCAAGGCUUUCCUCAGCUCCCCGGAGCUGUCUGCACCCCGCGGCUCGGACCGGAAGCCGUCCCCGCUCCUGAGUCCCUUGCAGGACCCGCUGGCGGACAAGACCCUGCUGGAGCCCAGGGAGGUGGGCCGGCCCAAGAAGGUGUGCCUCUUGGAGAGCAGCCUGCCCUCCGGGGACAGGACCAGGAGGAGCUACUACCCUAACGAGAUCCAGGGCUUUGCCAGCACCGAGAAGGACGGGCGGAUCGUUGGGGAGAUCGCCUUCCAGCUGGACCGGCGCAUCCUGGCCUAUGUCUUCCCAGGGGUGACCCGGCUCUAUGGCUUCACUGUGUCCAACAUCCCUGAGAAGAUCAAGCAGACGUCCAUCAAGUCCCUGGACGGCUCAGUGGACGAGAAGAGGAUGCGGGAGCUGACGCACCGCUACCUGACCCUGACGGCGCGCCUGGAGAGGCUGGGCUACAACCGCGACGUGCACCCCGCGUUCAGCGAGCUGCUCAUCAACACCUACGGCAUCCUGAAGCAGCGGCCCGGCGUGCGCGCCGACCCUUUGCACAGCAGCCCGGCCGCCCUGCGCAAGUGGGUCAUUGACGUCGUGCCCCCCAAGUUCCUGGGCGACUCGCUACUUCUGCUCAACUGCCUGUGCGAGCUCUCCAAGGAGGACAGCCGCCCGCUCUUCGCCUGGUGAACCCGCCGGCCCGCGCCUCCCUGCAGUAAACGCGUGCUGCAGCCCGGGCGCCGCGCUCCUCGGAGGGCGCGCUGGGGGCGCCAGGGCCCGGUGCACCGCCGCCCCCGCUGUCCCGACGCGCCGGCCGGCGCCCGCCCACCCCACCGCCCACACCUGCGCGGCGAGUCGCCCUCUAUUAAAAGUCGGUCUAUCUGCUGUUC
Kogia breviceps (pygmy sperm whale) is the source of this 1220-nucleotide messenger RNA. The record is from RefSeq and is a predicted model, not a curated record. NCBI's taxonomy places the organism in Eukaryota, Metazoa, Chordata, Mammalia, Artiodactyla, Physeteridae.